AAGGAGAAGGUGGCUUGAGCAUCACAUCACAUCCGCAGAGCCACAGAGAAGAGGAAGGGAGGGAAGGAAGGAACCCAGGCUGCGAUGAUGAAGCAGACUUUAGCAGACGACACUGAAGAUGUGUCUCUUGACUUCGGAAACGAAGAGGAGUUGGCCUUAAGGAAAGCAAAAAUCAGGCACCCUCUGGCCACCUUCUUCCACCUCUUUUUCCGAGUGAGUGCCAUCGUGACCUACCUAGUCUGCGACUGGUUCAGCAAAAGUUUCAUUGCCUGUUUCGUCCUCAUUCUCCUCCUCCUGUCCUUCGACUUCUGGUCUGUGAAGAACGUCACUGGAAGGCUGCUGGUCGGUUUGCGAUGGUGGAACCAGAUCGAUGAGGACGGGAAGAGCCACUGGGUGUACGAAGCGAAAAAGGUCCCGUCAACCGUAGCUGCCCCCACCGAAGUUGAAGCCCGGAUAUUCUGGCUGGGCCUGAUUAUCUGCCCGGUCAUCUGGACGCUUUUCUUCUUUAGCACCUUGUUUUCCUUGAAGCUGAAAUGGCUGGCUCUUGUGAUAGCUGGCAUCUGCCUCCAAGCUGCCAAUCUCUACGGCUACAUCCACUGCAAAUUAGGAGGUUCGCAAACCACCCACAAGGUCACCUCGAGAUUCCCGGCACAACAGAUGUUCCAGAGGGAAAUGCCGGAGGAUUUUCAGAAGACCGUCCUGAAGGGCAUGGGGACACGAAACCAUUAGAGCAGAAAGAAGUGGGGAAAACUGAUUACCGAUCCUUCACAGAGAAAGACUGGCAGUCAAGAGAACCUGCGGUCUAAAUAUGGAUCAUCCCCAACAACUUUAUUCAUCGACAAUUACUGAAAACAAAACUAAGGAGGCUGAAACAGAACAGAGAAAUGAUUGUGAGAAACUCUCCUUAAAGAGAGAGGUGUACGUUUUUAAAUAAAAGAACUUU
Zootoca vivipara (common lizard) is the source of this 943-nucleotide messenger RNA. It is a transcript of the gene TVP23A, whose product is annotated as trans-golgi network vesicle protein 23 homolog A. Gene Ontology annotation, cellular component: Golgi membrane. Lineage: Eukaryota; Metazoa; Chordata; Lepidosauria; Squamata; Lacertidae. The record is from RefSeq and is a predicted model, not a curated record. Gene Ontology annotation, biological process: vesicle-mediated transport; protein secretion.